UCCCCACCUCAUCACCCCUUUUCGGCGAUCCUCACCCUGCCGUACGCCGCUCGCCCUCCCCUCCCGGUAACCAAACGACACGAGAGGGAGAGAGAGGGAGGGAGGGAGUCUUUCCUUCUCGUAUUUCCUCUAUUUUAUUUUUCUUCCUAUCUGCUAGCUCGGUGGCUUGCUCGCUCGACGUGGAAGAGAGAGAGAAUCCGCCAUGGUGACGCGGCACCGUAGAAAUGCUGCUCCCUCAGAACGGUAGCCGUCUGUCCGUUCCGAUCUCGACCGUGGGCCCCACGGCCGCCGCCUCAUCACCAUCAACGACAUGGAUUUGGAUACGUCCAUGGUGCCGGAAUCCACCGAUCCCGAUCAGACACCAAACCAACACGACACCUCUGAGGUCGCCUCCCCCUCGAUCUCCGAAUCCGAUCCGCCCCCUCCGUCCGACCCCUCACCGUCCCCACCUCAACAGCCACAGCAACCUCAGGCUUCCAUCGCAGGUCCCCGCCCCGCUCCCACUUACUCUGUUGUCAACGCCAUCAUCGAGAAGAAAGAGGAUGGUCCUGGCUCCCGAUGCGGCCACACCCUAACCGCCGUCGCAGCUGUUGGUGAGGAGGGGACACCCGGUUACAUUGGCCCUCGCCUCAUCCUCUUUGGUGGUGCCACAGCUCUGGAGGGCAAUUCGGCCGCUGCGGGCCCCCCAUCAUCUUCUGCAGGAGGCGCUGGCAUCCGACUGGCCGGUGCUACUGCUGAUGUCCACUGUUAUGACGUGUUGUCGAAUAAAUGGUCGAGGCUGACACCACUUGGAGAACAACCCUCACCCAGGGCCGCACAUGUGGCAACUGCUGUGGGUACCAUGGUGGUUAUUCAGGGUGGAAUUGGUCCUGCUGGUUUGUCUGCUGAAGAUCUUCAUGUUCUUGACCUAACACAGCAACGACCACGAUGGCACAGGGUAGUUGUCCAAGGCCCUGGUCCAGGACCACGAUAUGGGCAUGUGAUGGCACUUGUAGGACAAAGGUUUCUUUUGGCAAUUGGUGGAAAUGAUGGAAAGCGGCCUUUGGCUGAUGUUUGGGCCUUGGACACUGCUGCCAAGCCUUAUGAAUGGAGGAAGUUGGAGCCAGAAGGGGAAGGCCCACCUCCAUGCAUGUAUGCGACUGCAAGUGCACGCUCCGAUGGCCUUCUUCUACUUUGUGGAGGGAGGGAUGCAAACAGUGUGCCAUUGUCAAGCGCAUAUGGCCUUGCAAAGCACAGAGAUGGUCGUUGGGAAUGGGCAAUUGCUCCUGGUGUCUCGCCAUCUCCUAGAUACCAACAUGCAGCAGUUUUUGUCAAUGCACGGCUCCAUGUUUCUGGAGGGGCUCUUGGUGGUGGCCGCAUGGUGGAAGACUCCUCAAGCAUUGCAGUGUUGGAUACUGCAGCAGGAGUUUGGUGCGAUACCAAGUCAGUUGUUACAAGUCCCAGGCCAGGCAGAUACAGUGCUGAUGCAGCUGGAGGAGAUGCUUCAGUUGAGUUAACAAGGCGCUGUAGGCAUGCAGCUGCUGCAGUUGGUGACUUGAUCUUUAUUUAUGGUGGAUUACGUGGCGGGGUGUUGCUUGAUGAUCUGCUUGUCGCUGAAGAUCUGGCUGCUGCUGAAACAACCAGUGCUGCUUCACAUGCAGCCGCAGCAGCUGCUGCAGCUAAUUUACAAGCCGGGAGAUCACCUGGAAGAUAUGCAUUUAUUGAUGAAAGAACGAGACAAGCAAUUCCUGAAGCAGCUGCUGAUGGUGCAGUUGUGCUGGGAAGUCCUGUUGCCCCUCCUAUAAAUGGGGAUAUGUACACCGAUAUAAGCACCGAAAAUGCGAUGCUUCAGGGACAAAGGAGACUGAGCAAAGGUGUGGAGUACCUGGUUGAAGCCUCGGCAGCAGAAGCUGAGGCUAUCAGUGCUGCAUUAGCUGCUGCCAAGGCACGACAAAUUAAUGGAGAAGUUGAGCAACAUCCUGAUCGGGAUCGUGGAGCAGAGGCUACACCAAGUGGAAAACAGAUUUCUACCCUGAUUAAGCUGCCAGACGCUUCCUUGUCAAAUAACAUCCCACCAGCUGGAGUUCGUUUGCAUCACAGAGCUGUAGUUGUAGCGGCAGAGACAGGAGGAGCUUUGGGUGGUAUGGUUAGGCAGCUAUCCAUUGAUCAGUUUGAGAAUGAAGGCAGGCGGGUUAGCUAUGGUACUCAGGAGAGUGCAACUGCAGCUAGAAAACUAUUAGAUCGGCAAAUGUCUAUCAAUAGCGUGCCUAAAAAGGUCAUAGCGCAUCUUCUGAAGCCUCGUGGUUGGAAGCCUCCCGUCCGCAGACAGUUCUUCUUAGAUUGUAAUGAAAUUGCAGAUCUUUGUGAUAGUGCAGAGCGAAUAUUUUCCAGUGAACCAAGCGUUUUGCAGAUUAAAGCACCUGUAAAGAUUUUUGGUGAUUUGCAUGGUCAGUUUGGGGAUCUCAUGCGUUUGUUUGAUGAAUAUGGCUCUCCUUCAACUGCCGGAGACAUUGCUUAUAUCGAUUAUCUCUUCUUAGGAGAUUAUGUUGAUCGGGGCCAGCACAGUUUGGAAACUAUUUCUCUUCUGCUUGCAUUGAAGGUUGAGUAUCCACACAAUGUACAUUUAAUUCGUGGGAACCAUGAGGCCGCAGAUAUCAAUGCUCUAUUUGGUUUUCGGAUUGAGUGCAUAGAGCGCAUGGGAGAGCGAGAUGGAAUUUGGGUGUGGCACCGCAUAAAUCGAUUGUUUAAUUGGCUUCCUCUGUCUGCCCUAAUUGAAAAGAAAAUCAUUUGCAUGCAUGGCGGCAUCGGUCGGUCCAUAAAUCAUGUGGAACAGAUUGAGAACCUGCAACGCCCGAUUACAAUGGAAGCAGGCUCGGUCGUUCUUAUGGAUUUGUUAUGGUCGGAUCCAACAGAGAAUGAUAGUGUUGAAGGAUUGCGGCCAAAUGCUAGAGGCCCUGGCCUAGUGACAUUUGGGCCUGAUCGGGUCAUGGAGUUCUGCAACAACAAUGACUUGCAGUUGAUUGUACGGGCACAUGAGUGUGUGAUGGAUGGCUUUGAACGUUUUGCUCAGGGACAUUUGAUCACUCUUUUCUCAGCCACCAAUUACUGUGGGACUGCAAAUAAUGCAGGUGCGAUUUUGGUUCUGGGAAGAGACCUAGUGGUUGUUCCAAAACUCAUUCAUCCCUUGCCACCAGCCGUUACAUCACCCGAAACAUCACCGGAACAUCAUAUUGAAGAUACAUGGAUGCAGGAGCUCAAUGCCAAUAGACCACCCACGCCAACCAGGGGACGCCCUCAAGUUGCAAAUGAUCGGGGUUCUCUUGCAUGGAUUUAAGAUCUCCACUGGAUGUUGAUAUUCACUGAAGCUAACUGUAUACUGCCCGAGGGCCACACCACCCGCUGGAAGUGCUGCAGUCGUUUUCAUUAGGCACAGGGUGUUGGUAAAGAGGAGUUGACAUUUCUGGGCCUGCCCUUGGGUUGUACCACUUUCCGGGUUGGGGGACAGAUGGAUCCAAGGGUAUAUUAAUCUCUACAAAAUAACCUGAGAUGCAGGUGUUGAAGUACUAAAGAAAUGGGGGGGGGGGGGGGGGGUGGGCGGUGCUGGUUUGGAAAUGACGUGUCACUCCAGUUGUUGCGUUGCCUCUGUAAAUUGAGCUGCAGGCAGAUAGGCUUAUGGUCUCCUGUUUUUCCUGUUGCAAUGAUGAUACUAGGUAAUCUUCUUCUUCAGAUAAUUCUUUUUUUUUUUUUUCGUUGUUUAGAUGUUCUUAUCGAGAACACAUAUGGUGGAGCCUCGGUGAGACUAUAUAUGUUUACAUAAUUAACCUUUGAUGGGGUAAUGAAUCAUUAAUCAUGUAUCAUAGACGGUUGCCAUGUGCAGCACAUUUAUGUUUAUGUAAUUUGGAUUUUUUCUGUUUCUACAAUGUAAGUUUUGUGUGAAGAGGAGGACAGACAUUCAGAGGUUUGAAAAUUUUGCAGAAAUUUGUUUUGUGUGAUUUGAGAGCUAAUAAACUUUGCAUAUAUACUC
Messenger RNA from Magnolia sinica, 4003 nucleotides. Its product is annotated as serine/threonine-protein phosphatase BSL3. The coding region runs from base 311 to 3313 and encodes 1000 amino acids. Gene Ontology annotation, biological process: brassinosteroid mediated signaling pathway. Lineage: Eukaryota; Viridiplantae; Streptophyta; Magnoliopsida; Magnoliales; Magnoliaceae. The record is from RefSeq and is a predicted model, not a curated record. Gene Ontology annotation, molecular function: protein binding; phosphoprotein phosphatase activity. The transcript has 21 exons.